Messenger RNA from Blastomyces dermatitidis ER-3, 426 nucleotides. RefSeq lists its product as uncharacterized. The transcript has a single exon. NCBI's taxonomy places the organism in Eukaryota, Fungi, Ascomycota, Eurotiomycetes, Onygenales, Ajellomycetaceae. Bases 1 to 426 code for a protein of 141 amino acids. The record is from RefSeq and is a predicted model, not a curated record.
AUGGGCCAGAUUAGGAAGGGCGGUACAACGGUGGGACUUGGCGUUGGUGUUUUGGAACAUCAAAGAUGGACAGGGUUUUCGCGGAGGUCGCUCCUCAGAUAUCUCCACAACUACAGAUCGGGGAUCUUCCAAAAUCGAGAAGAUUGGUGCAUAUGGCUAGGUCUCUUCACCUUACAAUUUGUAUGGCACUUUGGCCCGGGGUUGUGGUGUGGUAGGGGAGAACGGGGGAUACUCCCACACAGGAGUUUUGAACAACGUCCGGUUCACGUUUGGCUGGAUAACUCCACCACCACACAGGGUAUGCGGUCGGCGAUGGGGUCAGAAUGCUCGUAUGAUCGAGGGCUUUUCGAUGGAUCUAUCGGCGGGUUCUUAUUCGAAAAAUCGAGCGAGUUCGUGGUGGAGCGGUCGUUGGCCAUCUCUAUUUAA